Molecule: messenger RNA, 650 nt
Organism: Geodia barretti
Lineage: Eukaryota; Metazoa; Porifera; Demospongiae; Tetractinellida; Geodiidae
Source: the annotation of a GenBank genome assembly
AGCCACACCCGACAGGGAAGUUCUCCAGCUGUAACUCCUCCUCCGCCACCCACUCAGCUUCCAAGAAGCGUUGGAGCUGCAAGGGGAACUGGAACUGGAGGAGGUGCAGUCACGCCUGGAGUUUCUGCUGGAGCUGGAGCUGGAGCUACAGGAGGACCCAUCAGACGCGGGGGAGGGAUAGGAAGAGGGAAAGCGCGCGUUAGAAGAGGAGCGCUCACUUCCCCCAGCAGUUCCUCCAUCAACCGCCCCUGCUCCUACCCCUAUCGUCGUUCCUCAACACCUCAUCUCCAGCCACCUCCACAACCACCUCUAGCGGACAAGCCGACCCUUCUCCUCACAAGGUGUACCGUAAAUAUAUACGGUCUCCUCACUCCAUCUGCUGCUAUCCCUGGCCAGUCCCGUGAGCAGUCCAGUGAGCAGUCCAAUCACCAGCACGAGGAAAACUGAGGAAAAGCUGCAGGGCAAAAGAUCCCUCAAACUCAAAUUCCCCUACCACUAGCUAUAUACCGCCAUUGUAUCACCUUCAUUAUUCACCAGUUUCACUUUUAACUGUGUCACCCCUUCUCUGAUUUGAACCUUCAGUGCAAAAAAAUCCCAGUCUCCUCAAACUCUGACUGCAACGACAAAAGCUCUAUAAACGUCGCAAUCGC